Molecule: messenger RNA, 1683 nt
Organism: Trichosporon asahii var. asahii CBS 2479
Lineage: Eukaryota; Fungi; Basidiomycota; Tremellomycetes; Trichosporonales; Trichosporonaceae
Product: efflux protein EncT
Exons: 2
Coding region: 1-1683 (560 amino acids)
Biological process (GO): transmembrane transport
Cellular component (GO): membrane
Molecular function (GO): transmembrane transporter activity
Source: RefSeq, a predicted model, not a curated record
AUGUCUUCGAACGACCACACCCCAGCGGCACUCUCGCCUCCUGAGUCCGCCACCGUCCGCGGCUCGAUCACCUCGAUCGAGAAGGAAGCUAUCAUGUCAACCUCGCCCACGGUCGCUGACCUGCCGGCACUCGAUGGUGACAAGAAGAGCAUCUCCGAGUCUCAAACUACCCACACGCCCGGCGAAGAGCAGAACGGCAAUCUGGAAAAGGACCUCGAAGGCGCCCAGCCCCCGAAGAGCAACGUGCUCUCGGAGAUGGGCCCCGCACGCAAGAAUGUCCUCCUCUUCGGAUUCUGUCUUGCCAUGUUCAUUGAUGCGGCGGGUGUUAGUGCCACUUUCUUGAUGACGGAGCCGAUUGCGGUCGACCUCGGUGUCAGGUAUGCGGACUACGCCUGGGUUCUUGGAACGUACUCCCUCGCCUUUGCUGCCACUCUCCUCUUCGCUGGUCGGCUCGCGGACCUCUACCCGCCAAACCAGAUCUACUCCGUCGGCUUCCUCGGUAUGGGCAUCUUCUACCUGGUCAUCUCGUUCAUGAACAACCAGUACGCGUUCUUCGUUCUGCGUGCCAUCUCGGCGCUGCUCGCGGUCCUUACUAUCCCGAGCGCCAUCAACAUGAUCAUCCAGAUGUACCCCGACCCUCUGGAGCAGGCUAAGAAGAUUGCGCUAUUCUCUCUCUCGGCCGCCCUUGCCAACACGAUUGCCCUCCUUCUCGCCGGCGUGUUCCUCCUUGCCAGCUGGCGGUGGUACUUCCGCUUCAUCGCCAUCCUCGUCAUCCCCUUCUCCGUCUUCGCCUGGUUCCUCAUGCCCCACGCUCCCGCCGUGGCUGAAGACCUUGCCAUCACCGAGAAGUGGAAGCGCAUGGACCUCAUCGGUGUCUUCCAGCUGCUCAUGAUCCUCGUCCUCUUCAUCUUGGCCAUGACACAGGCCGUCGUCGAUGGAUGGGGUAGCGCGAUUUUCAUCGCUCCCUUCGUCAUCUCGCUCGUCAUGCUCCCCAUCUUCCUGUUCUGGGAGCAGCGCCUUCCCCGCGGCUACUCGCUUCUGCCGCACGACCUCUGGCACUUCCCCAACAUCUUCCCGCUCAUGCUGCUUGCCACCUGCUGCUUCCUCUGGUUCGCCACAUUCCAGCUCCGCGUCGCCACCUGGUUCCAGGAGGCGCUUCAUGACAGCGCGAUCCUGUCCGCUGUCAAGCUUCUCCCAAUGGGCAUCACUGCGCUCAUUGUCGGCGGCGUCACGCAGGCUAUCCCAGCCCUCUUCCUCCGCCCGCGCUACAUCAUCCCCGUCUCUGCUGCGCUGGCAUUCACCGGCUCCAUGCUUCUUGCUUUCUCCAACGGCGGUCACGGCAAGGACUACUGGCGCUUCAUCUUCCCCGGCGAGAUCAUCGGCACCGCCGGCGGCAUGAUCAUCUUCAUCUCGGCCAACACACUCAUCAUUCAAGCCUUCCCGCUCGAGUUUGCUGGAGUCGGCGGCUCUUUCGCCAACGUCGUGUUCCAGAUCGGAGGCGUCGUCGGUAUCGCUAUCCAGACUGGUCUGCUCGACACGGGCGACGGACCCCUCGACUGGACCGGAAGCAAGAACGGCUUCCUCUUCACUUCGGCCUACACCCUGUUCUGCGGCAUCGUCUUCGGACUCUGGUAUCGCCAGGAGAAGAUGCCGGUUCGUGAAGGUCCGGUCGUCGCCGCUUGA